Messenger RNA from Bathycoccus prasinos, 855 nucleotides. RefSeq lists its product with no specific name. Lineage: Eukaryota; Viridiplantae; Chlorophyta; Mamiellophyceae; Mamiellales; Bathycoccaceae. Bases 1 to 855 code for a protein of 284 amino acids. The record is from RefSeq and is a predicted model, not a curated record. The transcript has a single exon.
AUGUCAUCGUGUCGUCCAACGCAUAACAACAAUGCCUUGCCCUCAAAAACACCAUCAUCAACUUUAACCCGACGACGACGACACGCUUUGAUGAAACGAGGAGGACAAAAGCGAACAACAUCACAUUCGUUGACGAUACGGAACGGCUUCUUGGAAAACAUUUUGAAAGCAGUCACUCCGAAAGAUGCAAAGGAGAUUCAGAAAGAAAAAGAGAUGAAACGAGUAAAGUUGAUCGAGCAAAGUCCGAAAGGGUGUAUGAAAUCGGCGUACCAGUUACUCGCGAACACGGUCAUCGACGGGGAGGAACUCGUUUUGGCGUACGACGCCACGAGAGAUGGGUGGACGGCUUCGGCUUUUCACGAGAGAGUUGACGGAAAAGGACCGACUUUGAUUUUCGGGAAGACGGCGAAAAACGCGAGGUUCGCGGCGUAUAAUCCGCUCGGGUACUUCUCGGUGGAGGAUUACAGAGAUUGCCCCGCUGCGUUUUUGUGCGUGUUUAAGAACGAGCAAAGUUUUCUGAACGGCGACGCGAGUGGGAUGGAGAUUUUGCCAAACGUCGGCUCGCCGGCGAUAUUCGAUUUCGGAGCCCAGGGUCCGUCGUUUGGGCCCGAUGGCUUACGAAUCCCGCUAGGGAACGCGCCAGCGAAUGGGAGUUCGUAUGCGGGUAUAGGAGAGGCGACGACGAGCUACGGAAGUUCGAAAAAGUGCAUAUCUCGUCUCGGUUCUCAUUACGCCGGGAGGAGCGAUGGCGUGACGAGCGUCUUUGCGAAAGGAGAGAAGAACGAAACCAACUUGAAAGAGUUAAUAGCGCUCGUUUCGCCGUCCAUGGAAAGAGACGGGUUGUACGUGAGCUAA